Messenger RNA from Patiria miniata (bat star), 3154 nucleotides. RefSeq names its product monocarboxylate transporter 5-like. Gene Ontology annotation, molecular function: monocarboxylic acid transmembrane transporter activity. The transcript has 4 exons. Bases 1 to 2379 code for a protein of 792 amino acids. The record is from RefSeq and is a predicted model, not a curated record. Lineage: Eukaryota; Metazoa; Echinodermata; Asteroidea; Valvatida; Asterinidae. Gene Ontology annotation, biological process: monocarboxylic acid transport; transmembrane transport.
AUGGAUGCUCAACAAGGCGAGCAAACGCCACAGCAGCCCCAAUUAGCAGAGGGACAAAGUACCGAGGAAUCUAAGCAGACAACCCAUCAGUCCAAGGGUCCACGGACUGACGCUGGCUGGGCUUGGGUGGUUCUAUGCGGUGCCUUCAUGGUGUACUUCACCACGAUGGGUUUCGCGAUGUCUAUUAGUGUGUAUCUGCCCGUUUGGAUGGAUUAUUUGGAGGCUGACGCGGCGACCACAAGCUUGGUUAUAUCCAUGUGUACACUAUCGAGGGGAAUUUCUGGUCCCUUGUCAAGUGCACUUUGCACCAAGUUUGGACCCCGCAAAGUGACAAUUGUGGGCGGAGUUAUCACAGCAGGAGGGAUAGCCUUAAUGUCACUGUCCCCAUCCAUCACAGUCCUGAUUCUGUUGAGUUCAAUACCGGGAUUGGGUAUCAGCUUCGCAUUUGUCUCCACUAUGCAAGUGCUGGGUUUGUACUUCCACAAAAGGUACACUCUUGCUGUUGGAAUAGCUUUGGCGGGAAUCAGCAUAGGCCAACUGGCUUUUCCUGCAUUGAUCACACUCUUCAUUGAUACGUAUGGCUGGAAGGGAUCCAUCCUUAUAACAUCAGCAAUCACUUUUCACAUAUGCGCCGCGGGGGCACUCAUGAGGCCAGUUACUCGCAAGAAGAGGCAAAAGACAGGGACAGAGGAGAAGGAAGAAAAAACAAACGAGUCUGUCAAGGAGGAACAAGAUUCGCAACCGGGUGACCAGGUAGACAUCGGAGAUAACGAAGGCAGUGAUGGUUCUAGUGAUAGGUCUGAUGCCAACAGCAAUGGUGACUUCUCAGAUGAAAUUAAUGAGGAGCAAAGUGAUGACGAAGACGUCGCCGUCAUUAUAGCCGACACGGAUGAACUUACCAACGAUGGCAAUGCUCCCCCGAUCGAGGACUUCACAUGCAUCCUGGUAGCAGCAAUUGAAGAGGGUGGACUUGCUCAAGUAAUGGAUUCCGAUUCAGUUAUCUCUGAGAAUAAACCAACCACGUUCAUUGGAUAUAUAAAUCUGCGUUGGUCUAAGAUGAAGCACUUCUUGCUAGACGAGUACGGUCUCAGACGACUGGUACACAACGGCAGGUUUAUGUUGAUGUUGGUUGCGUAUUUCUUUCAAGGUUUUGGAAUGCUGAGUAUCUCGUUUGUCGUGUCUCGUGCGGCAUCUGUCGGUAUUGAUCUCGACAGGUCCGCUCUUCUGCUGUCUGUGUUUGGUGUUGGAGGCUUGAUAGGCCGCAUCGGUCCCGGCUGGUUCAUUGAUAAGAAAUACAUCAGUGCCAUGACGGCCUACGUGUUGAGCUUAGCCGUGUACGGUGCAUUUGCUGCUCUCAUGCCAGCAUUUGUUGCCUUCGGGCCACUGGUAGUUGUAUCCGUUGUGAUGGGAGUAGGAGCGGGGGGAUCAGGUUCUCUGUCAAUGGUCGUCAUUCGUUCCCUCGUGAAGCCUGGUGAUGUUGCUGCGGCCCUAGGAAUCAUGCUGGUUUUCGUAGCAAGUGGGAUCGUCGUUGGAACCUUAGUGGGAGGUUUGAUCUACGACAACACGAAAAGCUACGACGUUGCAUUCUUCACAGGUGGGGCUAUUCUACUGGUGGCUGCACUAUUGGCAUUUGUCGUGUACUUUCUCCAGAGGGCCCACAAGAAACGACAUCUACCUGUGGCCAGGUUUUGGGCGAAGCUACCGAGAAAAAUGAAACUCAAGCAUCUGUCUAAGUCGGCAUCCUACAAGGUCAAUUCGAAACUGGCCGGUUCACAAAAUGGCGACUUGGGGAUAGUCAACCCCUUACACACUCUUACUCCGAGUGGUAUCUUGGAAAACGACGCUAUUACAACACACGGUGAAGGUGCAAAUGUAGUAGUUGUGAACCCUUUAUUUGAGUCCGUGGAAACUUCAAGUUCAGAGGAAAAUACGACUGAGGUGUCGGCAACGGAGUGUGAACCAUCUCCCGAGUUACCGAUGGGAGAGUCAUGCCCGGAGAGCCAGCCAAAUGGGAUGGACUGCCUCGCUGUCGAUUCGGCAGCAAUCGUCCCCAUCUCGACAACACCGAUAGAUGCUCCUGUCUGCAUCAAUCAAGACACCAGGGACUCGGACACAUCGUCUGAUGGCUCCGAAUCGGGACUGAAUUGUUGCAGCGAGAGCAUGGACCCUGAAAGAGGUUUCGAAAAUCCCGCCUUUGACUCGGACACAUCGUCUGAUGGCUCCGAAUCCGGACAGAGUAAUUGCAGCGAGAGCAUGGAUCCUGAAAGAGGAUUUGAAAAUCCCGCCUUUGACGUCGAGACUACCGAUGCGGUGUCACGUGACGACGACGAACUGACGAUGGACACCAGUAACAUUUCAGAAUUUGACACCGACCUCUAAAUCGAAAAUGAAGGUCCAAAAAGGAACCAUAUAAGAAUCAUAUUGUUCACGUUUGAGUGUCCCCCCACCCCCCGUAAUUGUCAUUAUACAUUUACCUCUGGGCAUCACGACUUUAACAUAGCCGGUGAUCCCAUUUUUUCAAGUACAAAUUAAACAUCAUUUUUCCCCCGAAUUUGGGUGUACAUGUAGGUCUAUAUUUCGAAGUCAAUCUGUGUUGUUAGUAUUAACUAAGAAUGCGGAAGGCUCUGGGUAGUUAAACCAAAGAUUGUAGAAAAACUCAUCUGUGUUCAACGAAGAACAAGUUUUGAAUAUAGGUGUACAUAUUAAAAGUCUUGCACAAUAUUGUGUAACUAACAGUUACACAAUCAAGUCGGGUUUGGAAUAUCCCACCCCGUGGUUCAGUUUCCUACCUUUCUAUGCCAAUAUACCCAAUUGGUAUACACAUUUUUCAAGAGAUGCAGUAAUGUUUAUUAGAGCAUUGUUGGCUGUUGUUUUCACGUCAACGGUGCUUAGACUCCGUGACUGAAGAGAUACGACUAAGGUUUUCAUGGCAAGCUGAUAACCCUUCUUUAUGAUGCAACCGUAGUGAGAGUGUUAAGUGCAUAUUAAACACAGCAACAAAUAAAUAAAUAAAUAAAAUGGAAAGUCCUCACUCAUUGGCGCAGUAAUUUUGAAUGUGAUUGUCUGGUGAUGACGUUAUUUGUGUAGAGCUUUGGGAUUUUUUCCAGCUACAUUUUGUCACAAAUACUUGUUUCACCAACUGUAGUACACACUA